Molecule: messenger RNA, 4584 nt
Organism: Phycodurus eques (leafy seadragon)
Lineage: Eukaryota; Metazoa; Chordata; Actinopteri; Syngnathiformes; Syngnathidae
Product: myosin light chain kinase, smooth muscle-like
Exons: 18
Coding region: 619-3273 (884 amino acids)
Biological process (GO): protein phosphorylation
Molecular function (GO): protein binding; ATP binding; protein kinase activity
Source: RefSeq, a predicted model, not a curated record
GGCCAGGGACUUUAACCCAGCUGUUUAUUCUCUUGCUCGCUCCAUCCGCUGAGGAAGAGGAGGAGGAGGUGGCGAGUCACUCCACAGUGGCAGGAGGCCUGGCGGGGAGCUCAAGCACAGGAGCCUGAACAAUAACCAGAAGAAAAAGAGCUACAGGAGGAAUUAGAAGAAGAAGAAGAACAACAAGAACAAGAAGAAGAACAAGGAUUAGCAGCUGGAGGUCGAGUCCUCCACAGUGGAAGGAAGACAAGCAGGAAGGAAAAAAGGAGUAACUGGAAAAAAAUAGCAGAACUAUCAGAAAAACUAGAAGAAUUAGAAGAAGAGCACAGAGAAGAAGGACAAUUAUCAGCAGGAGAACGAGGCUCACUCCAGAUUGGCAGGAGGCCAAGCAAGGGGCAGAAGGAACACCUGAACAAGAACUAGGUGAACUAGAGGAAGAACUUGACAAAGAGCUAGAAGAAAGAGGAGUGGCAGCAGGAGGCCAAGCGGGGAGCAGAAGGAGGAGGUCAGGAGGUGCACCAGAGUGGUGCGGGUCGCAGCUCCACAUCCAUUCGGGGCACCAGGAGACAAGCGGGACCAGAGCGAGCGUGAGGGUGGAGAGGGUGCCGCCUCACCACCAUGGAUUUUAAGGCCAACUUGAAGGGGGUCAAGACCAAGUCGGAGGAUGAGCGCAAGGCGACCAGUGGUGCAGCGCAGCAGAUGGACUUCCGCGCCGUGCUGGGAAAGAAGGGCAGCGUUGCAAACAAGGCCGCUGCCCCGGCCGAGGCGCCCGCCAAGAAGAACGACGCCGCAGCCAUCGACAAUAAGAAGUCGAGCGGCGUGGACAAGAACGGAGAGCGCGGCAAGGUGGUCAACAAUUUUGUGAAGGACGGCGGGGAAGGCGGCGGCAAGAUGCCCCGGUUCACUGAGAAGCUGAGCGACAUGACGGUUCUGGACGGACAGCGCCUGCAUCUGCAGUGCCGACUGGACACUGCCUGCGACAUCAACGCAAGCUGGACGCUCGAUGGGAAACUCAUCAAAGCCUCCAAGUUCAUCGUCCUCAAAAACCAAGAUGGCGUGUGCUCGCUGAGCAUCGACAAAGCUUUGCCCGAGGACGAAGGCGAGUACAAAUGCAAAGUGGAGAACUCGGCAGGCCGGGCCGAAUGUUCUUGUUUGGUUCUGGUGGAUGAUCCUCCGGAAAAGUCGGCGGCUGACAAGAAUUCCAAGAAGAAGACGGCGGCCACCUCAGAGAGUGAAGCUCGAAUAAAGAAGCCCACAGCCAAGACGCCGCCUAAACAAGCGCUGCCUCCUCACAUCAUUCAAUUCCCGGAGGAUAUGAAGAUCCUGGCUGGGGAGAAGGUGGAGAUCCUCUGCAAGUUCUCUGGAGCGCCGCCAAUCAGCUGCACUUGGCUCAAGUUCAGGAAACCGAUCCAGCAGGGCGUGGCGGAGACGUCCAUCAGCAGCACGGACAGCAGCAGCCUGCUGACCAUCUCCAGUGGACAGCAGGAGCACUGCGGAUGUUACACCAUUGAACUCAGAAAUCAAUAUGGCCUCCGGCAGGCUGCGCUCAAUCUUACCAUCGUGGACAAGCCAGAUCCACCCGCAAAGGUUCCGGCCCUGUCCGAUGUGAGACGUUCCAGUCUGACGCUGUCCUGGUACGGUCCUACCUACGACGGCGGCAGCGCCGUGCAAAUCUAUCACCUGGAGAUCUACAACUCUGUGGACCAGAAGUGGACGCCGCUCGUGUCCUGCAACAGCACGUCAUACAACGUCCAAAACCUUUUUCCAGAGCGGCAAUAUAAAUUCCGGAUCCGAGCGGAGAACAUCUACGGCAUCAGCGAGCCUAGUGUCGAAUCCGAGGACGUCACCGUGGGCCUGGUGGACGAUAAUGAGAACCAGGAAGAGGCAGAGGAGGAGGAGGAUGACUCGGAGAAGGAGCCAGACUACAGGCAGGUGACGGUCCGAACAGACGUGAAGGUGAAGGAGCUGUACGACGUGGAGGAGAGGCUGGGAACAGGCAAGUUCGGUCAGGUGUUCAAGCUUGUGGAAAAGGCCACCAAGAAGGUGUGGGCGGGCAAGUUCAUCAAGGCGUACUCCGUCAAGGACAAAGACAAUGUUCGGCACGAGAUCAACAUUAUGAACAGCCUCCACCAUCCAAAGCUGGUCCAGUGUGUGGACGCCUUCGAGGGAAAGUCAGACAUCGUGGUGGUGCUGGAGAUGAUCUCUGGCGGCGAGCUGUUUGAGCGCAUCAUUGACGAGGACUUUGAGUUGUCAGAGCGCGAGGUGAUCAAGUACAUGCUGCAGAUCGUGGACGGGGUGGGCUUCAUCCACAAGCAAGGCAUCGUGCACCUGGACCUCAAACCCGAGAACAUCAUGUGUGUCAACAAGAUUGGCAGCAAGAUCAAACUCAUCGACUUUGGCCUGGCCAGGCGGCUAGAAAACGCCGGAACCCUCAAAGUUUUGUUUGGAACCCCCGAGUUUGUCGCGCCCGAAGUCAUCAACUACGAGGCCAUCAGUUAUCCCACCGACAUGUGGAGCAUCGGCGUCAUCUGCUACAUUCUGCUGAGCGGUCUGUCGCCCUUCAUGGGCGACAACGACAACGAGACGUUGGCCAACGUGACUUCGGCCACAUGGGACUUUGAGGACGAGGCCUUCGACGAGAUCUCAGAUGAUGCCAAGGACUUCAUCACCAGGCUGCUCAAGAAGGACAUGAAGGCACGUCUGAGCUGCCACCAGUGUCUGGAGCACACCUGGCUCAAGCAGGACACCAACACCAUGAAGACCAAGAAGCUCUCCAAGGAGAGAAUGAAGAAGUACAUCUUGAGGAGAAAGUGGCAGAAAACGGGCCAUGCCGUAAGAGCCAUUGGCAGACUGUCGUCCAUGGCCAUGAUGGCGGGGGUCCACGCCAAGAGGGGUUCACCCACUGACGAGGACAACCAGUUUUUGGAGUGCUUGGAGCUGGAACAGAAGGCCGAGUGUAAGCCCAGCUUCAGCACCGUCAUCCAGGAUGUAGAAGUGGUGGAGGGCAGCGCCGCACGCUUCGACUGCAAAAUCGAAGGUUAUCCUGACCCCGAGGUGGUGUGGUACAAGGACGAACAGCCCAUCAAGGAGACCAGGCACUACCAGAUCGACUAUGACGAGGACGGCAACUGCAGCCUGGUCAUUUCAGAGGUGUCAGGCGACGACGAUGCCAAGUACACGGUAAAGGCUGUCAACAAUCUGGGUGAGGCCACUUGUACUGCGGAGCUGCUGGUAGAGGUCAUGGCUGGAGAAGAGGAGGAAGAGGAGGAGUGAGGCCACAGCUUCUGGACAGCAGAGGAAAGCAGCUCAGAUAGGAAGUGGCACAGUUGUACUUCCUGUCUGGAGACCAGGAAGAUGGUGCCAGGAUAUUCACAGAGAAGGGUCAUGCGGAUAAGCAGCGAAAUUAGGGGCAAUCACAUGCAAGAUAAUGUCAUGUGGGAUUCACGCACCUAUGAUGAUAUCGCCUGUCUAUCACAUACACAUGAUGAUUCACACUUCAAUGAUUUAAAGAGAAACAAUUAUUUCAGCCAAUAACAGUAAGCCCUUCCAGCUGACCCGCCUCUGUCAAUACUGUGAUCUUGGUUAUUUAUAAAUACACACACACACACGCACACACACAAAAAUGUGUUUGUUAUUUAGCGGUGAGUGUGUGUGUGUUAUGUAGAGGUGAGGCUGUGUGUUUGUGUAUAUAUAUGUGUGUGUGUGUGUGUGUGUGUGUGAGUGAGAGAGAGAGAGAGAGAGAGAGAGAGAGAGCGCCUUAACACUGAAACGUUAACGUUUCCUUUUGCUGCCUUCAAAGCCUGUUUGCGGUGUUCACCUGUGCCUUCACUACAUUCUCAUGAUGUCAUUAUGAUAAGCUCAUGUGGCAAUCACACCGUUAUGACGAUGGUGUUAUGAUGAUUCCAUAUGCCAUUUACACAUUGUCCUCUGGGGACAGCCUUGUAGUUUACAAGACACCCACUCUUGCCCUCGAUUCAAACCAGAGGUGGGUAGAGUAGCAACUAAUUGUACUCAAGUAAGAGUACUGUUACUCUACAAUAAUAUGACCCAUGUUAGAGUAAAAAGUAGUCUUCCAGAUAAUUUAUUGAGGAAGAAUUAAGUAUUCAAUGAAAAAACUCAAGUACUGAGUGACUGGUGAGUAACUUCAGAUUUUUUUAAUCAAACCGUGAUGUCAACUAGACAAAAAUAUCAAAUGGGAAUCUGGAAAUUCAGAUAAUGCCCAACAAUAACAUUGACUGGAACAAAAUAAAUAAAUGUUAUGUUUUUAAAAAAGAACAUAAAUUAACUUUACACUGAUGAAACAGCACAAUAGGCUUACCAGGCGGAGAGUAAGUAGUCCUUGUUUUCUCUGUUCUUUUCACCAGGCAGGUUUUACGUAAAUGAACCACUUUGCAAACUUUGUUUCUGCGUGAGGUCACAGCGAUGUCGUGUGCAGUCAUGUGACAUCCUGGCUCUGUUUGAUUGGUGAAAUGGAGUCAUACGUUACUAGUAGUUCUGUUGGAAUGGAGAAACAGAUUCACGUGUAAAAAGUCUCUUUUACAAACCAAAAAAAAAACAAAAAAAACGAUUGUACAACCUGUUAUA